AUACAGCGUGUGUAAAAAUGUAAAUACAAUUUGUAUAUGUUAGGAGUGUGAGGGCCGAAUGCGAAAAGCAAUGGGGAGGGAGGGGUGAAUACCGAUUUAAGAGACGGCUUUAACUCAAGGGUCAAGUACUCCUCUGGAACACUUCAUGGGUUUUGCACAUGCUUUCCCCGUCGCAUAUAUUAAUUUGCAUACCUCACUUAAAUGCACUUCCAAGAAGAAAUUCUGUGUUUGUUCUGCAAAAUUCAACAGUGACAAUGACCCGUUACUCCUUGCUGCCACUGCCUCUGCUUCUCUUCGUUACCAGGAAACACUUCGACCAGAGCCUCUGUUUCUAGACCCAUAUGCUGGUUGUUUUGUCGCUCAUAAUACUCCUAAGGAUGUGACUCAGGACUUGCAUCCCUAUUGUCUUGCAACCAAGUUCAUUGAUGAUAAGCUGCUUAGUACAGUGAGCCUUAUUGAUGGACUAAAGCAGCUAGUUUUGUUGACAGAUGGCAUGGAUACACGGCCAUACAGACUUAAGUGGCCCACUUCGACCAUAAUAUUUGACAUAUCCCCAGAAUGUGUAUUUAAAAUUGCAGCUGAGAAGCUUAAAGCUUCAGGUGUUGGUGCUAAGAUUCCCAAAGGUUGCAUAUUCUAUCAUAUUCCACUGGAACCAUCUGACAUAGAGAAGACUAUACAAUUUAAGGGCUAUAGUGGUAGUAGACCAAGUAUAUGGGCCUUACAGGGAUUUCCUGUGAUGACACCGGAAAAUUUUGAAGAGGUAUUAUCAAUGAUAAGCAGUUUGGCCAUGAAGGGAUCCCUUUUUGUGGGAGAACUACCUGCCAGCUUAGCUGAGAUAGACAUAGAAAUCAAGGUUAGUUUGCAAUUAAUUAAUUCAAUUAAAAUAAUUUUCUUCUUCAAGGAAAAAAAGGAAAAAGAAAAUCUUUUAUGGUCCCUUACUCAGUCCAAUACAAGGCAAUGGGUAGAUAAACUAUUCAUGAGCAAGGGAUUUCGGGUGGAAAUGAUCAACUAUGAAGGGGUAGCAGAGAGUUUUGGUAAAGACUGUGCAUCGGGGCACUACAAUAAUAUACUAUUUAUUGCAGAACAGCUGCUGCAUUCUGAUGAUGAGAUGGAAUCAUGGAGACGAGAAUUUCAAAGGGUAGAGAAUGAAGGAGAUGAAGAAGGUUUCGAAGAGUUGUAGAAUAAGCUUCACUUCACCCUGAUUAACCUUAAAAUGAUACUUCUCUGUUGCUAAAAGGGUCUAAACUUCGUAGCAUUUCCCAUAUACAAUUCUUCUGCUCCAUGAGACUGCGCAUAUUGACAACAAAACAUCCAAAACUUGGUUGCACAGUAUUCUCCUUGCCUAAAACGGUAAGUGCAACUUAUUUAUGCUUAUAUUUAUGUAUUGUCCUCUAUACAUAUGAUGGUAUACCCAAUACUUGUAUAUCUUUGAAGAAGUGCUCAGUUAUGAAUUAAAGUGCAAUAUAAUUUAGCUGAGCAGAUUCAAAUUAUUUAUAAUCAAAUAUAGUAGCUGAUUGUAUUUGCACAUCAGUAAGCUCCAUCA
Molecule: messenger RNA, 1543 nt
Organism: Cajanus cajan (pigeon pea)
Lineage: Eukaryota; Viridiplantae; Streptophyta; Magnoliopsida; Fabales; Fabaceae
Source: RefSeq, a predicted model, not a curated record